Molecule: messenger RNA, 4138 nt
Organism: Candoia aspera
Lineage: Eukaryota; Metazoa; Chordata; Lepidosauria; Squamata; Candoiidae
Gene: ARVCF
Product: ARVCF delta catenin family member
Exons: 17
Coding region: 76-2832 (918 amino acids)
Biological process (GO): cell-cell junction assembly; cell-cell adhesion
Cellular component (GO): cytoplasm; adherens junction; nucleus
Molecular function (GO): cadherin binding
Source: RefSeq, a predicted model, not a curated record
UGGGGAGGGGGCAGGCGCCCUCGUUUAUUUAUUUAUUUAUUUUUAAAAAGGAAGAACACCAUAGGGAUUGCAUCAAUGCCCGCAGAACUCAAACAGGAGCAAAGUCCCAGCAACCAGACAUCCAUAGCAAUGAUGCAAGAACCCCAGGAGAUGGUAGAGGAGACUGUGACUGUAGAAGAAGAUCCUGGUACCCCCACAUCUCAUGUUUCUAUUGUGACUUCAGAAGACGGGACCACAAGGAGGACUGAGACGAAGGUGACAAAAAUGGUCAAAACCGUCACAACCAGAACGGUGCGCCAAGUCCCCCUCGGACCAGAUGGCCUCCCCGUGAUGGAUGGAUCCUCUCCCAUGGGUAGUUACACCGACUCCAUAGACCGAAGGCACACGAAGAACGGGGAACGAUACAUCACACCCCAGGCGUCGUCCACCUUGACCCGAGCUUACAACAGCUACAGUGAUUCCUAUCCUGAUGGUCACGAUGGCCAGUACCGUUCAUUCGUGAGCCACAACGGCUAUGGCGACCUCCCUGACAACUACGGGAGCUUGUCGCGCAGCGUCAAUUACCGCCCACAUUACGCCUACGUUCCUGGGAACAAUUACCGACCAGAGGAUGGGAGUUUCACUUUGCCAAGCAGGAGGGACAACUAUGGACCUGUGCCACAAGCCCAGGUGCCAACGGGGAGUAACGCAGACUUGAAUCGCUCCCAGCCAGAACGAUUCCAACCCGAGCCAUACGGGCUUGAGGAUGACAACCGCAGCCUUGGGGUUGAUGAUGAAGGGUAUGAGCUAGAUCCAGAGUACUCCACCGUCAAUCGGAGGACGUUGGCCGGGAUCCCAGAGAGAGGGAGACCUCACAAGGGAAGGAGCUACGAGGAUCCGAUUGAGAGCGAAAUCGUCAACGAGAGGAUCCCGUACUUGCACGGCAGCUACGCAGCGCCUUUGGCGCAACCGGAAAGGGGGAGCAUGGCCAGCAUCGACCGCCUGGGCAAGCGCUCCCCCUCCAUCGACAGCAUCCGCAAAGACCCCCGGUGGCGCGACCCAGAUCUCCCCGAAGUCAUUGCCAUGCUCAGCCACCCCAUCGAUCCCGUGAAGUCGAACGCAGCAGCCUACCUCCAGCACCUCUGCUACGAGAAUGAUAAGAUCAAGAAGGAUGUGAGGCAUCUCAAGGGCAUUCCCAUCCUGGUGGGCCUGCUUGACCACCCGAAGCCGGAGGUCCACCGCAAAGCCUGUGGGGCCCUCCGGAACAUAUCCUUUGGGAAGGAUAAUGAGAACAAAGUGGCGAUCAAGAACUGUGAUGGGAUCCCGGCAUUGAUCAGGUUGUUGCGCAAGACGAGCGAUAUGGAAGUGCGGGAGCUCAUUACAGGCACCCUUUGGAAUCUGUCAUCUUACGAGCCCCUCAAAAUGGUGAUCAUUAACCAUGGUCUUCAGACGCUAACCAAUGAAGUGAUCAUCCCCCAUUCGGGGUGGGAGAAUGAGCCAAAUGAAGAUUCAAAGCCUCGGGAUGCAGAAUGGACCAUCGUCUUCAAAAACACGUCAGGGUGUCUGAGAAAUGUAAGUUCAGAUGGUGCUGAAGCCCGCCGAAGACUCCGGGAAUGUGAAGGCUUGGUGGAUGCUCUUCUUCAUGCAUUGCAGUCUGCAGUGGGCAAAAAAGAUACAGAUAACAAGUCGGUAGAGAACUGCAUCUGCAUCAUGAGGAAUCUCUCCUACCACGUCCACAAAGAAGUUCCCGGAGCCGACAAGUACCGAGAACUAGAAAACAACCAACUGGGGAGUCUUGGAGGAACUCAGAAGAAGAAGAAAGAUGAUGCAGGCUGCUUUGGUGGAAAAAAGGCCAAAGGAAAGAAGAAUGGAGAUGUGGACCGGAACUUUGAUACACUGGAUUUACCUAAGCGAUCCGAGUCAGCAAAAGGCUUUGAAUUGCUUUACCAGCCAGAAGUCGUGCGGCUUUACCUCUCGAUUCUCACCGAAAGUCAGAAUUUCAAUACUCUGGAGGCAGCGGCUGGUGCUCUGCAGAACCUCAGUGCUGGAAACUGGACGUGGUCUACCUACAUCCGGGCAACGGUGCGAAAGGAACGAGGACUUCCAGUCCUGGUGGAGCUCCUUCAGUCAGAUUCAGACAAGGUGGUGAGAGCAGUGUCCAUUGCCCUGCGAAACCUCUCCAUGGACCGCCGUAACAAGGAUCUCAUAGGUAGCUACGCCAUGGGGGAAUUGGUGAGGAAUUUGCCUAGUCGGCAGCAGAGAUCAUCAAAAAACCUAGAAGAGGACACCAUUGUUGCUGUCCUGAAUACCAUCCAUGAAAUUAUUACUGACAGUUCUGAAAAUGCCAGGUCCCUGAUCCAGACGCAAGGCAUUCAGAAGCUGGUUGCUAUCAGCAAAUCAAGCCAGUCCUCCAGAGAAAUGAAGGCAGCCUCUCAUGUCCUUCAAAUGACCUGGAGUUACAAAGAGUUACGGAGUAUUUUGCAAAAGGAAGGUUGGAAUAAAUCCCAUUUCCAGUCUGCGUCGGCCGCUGCUAAGGGAUCCAAAGGUAGCUCUUGUAAAUCUGGAUAUGAUGAUAGCACUUUGCCUCUCGUGGAUAAAAGUCAAGAUAAUGAGAAGACCGGAAGCCGGGACAUGAUUCCGAUGGAUGAACUUGGGCCAGAUGGCUAUUCCACCAUCGAUCACCGGGACAAGGAGCGGAAAUAUAAAGCCAAUGACAACAUGGGGGAUGCGUCGGAGAAAGAACCACUAAAGAAUGACACAAACAGGAAAACGAUUAACAGGAGUAACAGGCCCUCAGUGACUCUGGUGGACACACGGGAUUCUAAACCCCAGCCUGUUGACUCCUGGGUCUAAUUUUGCAUGCAUGGGCUAAGAUCCAGCCGUUUGUUUUACGAUUCUUGUUGUCAUUGUUUUCCUCGACUAAAAGAAGACUCUACACACACGCAUACCCACACACACAUACCCACAGAGGAUUGCAUUACCCAUCACUGCCAUUCUGACUGCAUCAGUGAAACUAACCAAGCUGCAGAUUUGAGUGUUGGGGAGAAGACCAUCCACCGAAUCUGGAGGGCUUGCCCUGUGCCCUGGACCGUUCUGCUCUGGAGUAAUUUCUUGCAUUCCCAUCCAGAAACAGAAGGCAAAACAAAAAAACUGAUCUUUCUCACCUCCCAGCAGGAGAAAUCAAAAUCCAGAAAGAGAAAGGCAAGUUUACAUCAAACGGAUUUGGUUCUUCAUUGACUCUUCAGCAUAGAUGGUGCCAAGUUAGGAGAUGAAGGUUGAGAGACAAGGAAAGUGGGGUGGGGACAAAAAAAAAAGAACAGAAAGGAAGUUCACACGAAUGAAAAUCUCCAGGAUAUUUGAUAUGAUAAGUAGAGUUGUUAUAAAAAACCGGCACUUUUUUCCUUUUUCUUUCUUUGUAUCGUUCUUUCUUCCUUUCGGAACUGUGAAUUUUAAAAAGAGAAAAACAAGAUUGACGGUGAUUUUUUUCCCCCCCCCGUCCUUUCUUGUGGGCUGUUGUUGAGGUUUUAUUUUUGAUCCUUGUGCUGAGUUGAGGGGGGGGGGAGUGGUUUGGAUGAAAAGAGGGUAAGAAAAAAACAACAAAAAUGCAUCUGUGGUUGUCAGGCUUGAAAAAAGUGGGAGCCGACAUUGAUGUGAGCUCAUAAUCUGCUUUUUGAGUUAAUGGUAUCACACUGUGCUGAUCUCUAUUAUUCUUGGUGUACAAUUCAUCUCCCUUUCUGACUUCUGUAAUGGUUCGUAGCAAACUGAUGUAUAAAUGGUUCGACUGAGGUUUUACUUUCCUUGAUCAGAAAAAGAAGCUAACAAAAAUCUCAACUCAGCAUGGCUGACCUUUCAUGGUGGAUGAUGUCUUUCUUAAUUUCCAACCUGCUCAUGGUGGGUUGAAGCUGAUCUGACUUGCCCAUCGUGAGCCGGAGCAUAUGUCUGCGUAGGCCGUCUACCAUGGACAACGCUCUACCAAGGUCCUUCUUAAGGUGGGACCUUCUUCAUGGGAAAGAUAAAACACCCCCAAACACUCGAAUCAUCGAUUCUUUCUGUCGUUGUUUUUUUAAAACAAUUGCUACCCCCUGCUCUAUCCCAUAUUUUAUUUUCACUAUGCUUUUAACAAAGAGAUAUAUAAUAACUUGCUGUUGAUUGGAUUUUU